AAAGUUAACGGAGCAAAAGAAGCUAAGAGACGUAAGUAAGAAGAGGACUCGGAGACCGUAGCACGUACUCUACUAUAGUAACCUUGACGCUACGUUCGGUUCCCGUUGCGCCUAGAACAACGAACUGCUAUGUAGCAAGGUGUGGUGAAGCAUCUAGCACGGCAAUACGACAGGGAAUACUUCCCUUGAGUUCAAAAGAUAUUGUGAACUGCAUCCUUCCUUCGGAAUACCUUUUAAGUGACAGGACGAUGCCUGGACACCUGUUCGUCGAAUGUUUCCUACUUGCUGCAUGCAUUUUAGGUGUUCUGGGACAGAAGUGUUAUGUCUGUAAGGAUCAAGAAGAAAAUACAGGGAAAUGCACCACCACUGUUGAACCUUGUGACUAUGGUGAAGAAUAUUGCCUGUCAGAAAUCAAAUGGGGCAGCACACCAUACUGGGAAAUUGGUGCUCCAAUGCAAUACUUCAUCAGCAAGCGGUGUGCAACCAAAGAUGACUGUGUUCAGACAAUGACAAAGUACAUGCCCAAUUGUUUGCGGAUUUGGUGGAAAGACUGGACGUGUGCAGAAUGCUGUAAAGGUGACCGCUGCAAUUAUUACAUUACGCUUGGAUCAUCAUCACUGAGGUCAAGCCUGGUUCUGGUUGGUGUGGCUGGCAUGUUGUCAGUUAUCAUUCAGAGGAUCAUCUACUGACAAAAUCAGCUCAAGAGUGAUGAAACUGUUUGUUGUAUAUACAGUUUCAUUUAUUUUUCAUAUUCAGCACAAUCACUAAAAGCCAUUGAGAUUUGGAAGUGUUGUAAAUAAGAAUUUACAUUUCAUAUUUUAAUGUGAAUUGACAGUAUUAACCAUGUAUGUGUAUUACCUUACAAAAUCUUUUUACCUUCAGAGUAAAAUUCUAAAUUACAUGUGUGUGUGUGUGUGUGUGUGUGUGUGUGUGUGUGUGUGUGUGUGUGUGUGUCACUUUGUUGAAUAGAUAUAAGCCAAAUCUUAAUCUUAAUAUAUUUAAUGAAACAAAUUGUAAUAUACAUGCUCGAGGUGAGAAUAGAAAAUAGGUUGCAUUUGAGCAAAGCCAAUUUUUAUUUAUUUAUUUAUUUUUAUUAUUAUUAUUAUUAUUAUUAUUAUUAUUAUUUAUUCAUUUUUAUUUAAUUUUAUUUUAAUUUUAUUUUUUAAAUUUGUUUAUUUAUUUAUUUUUUAUGUGGGAGGGACACUAGCCAAAGGCAACAAAAUCCCCCACCCCACCCCCAUCCCCCCAAAAAAAAGGCCCACUGAGAUGCCAGUCCCCAAAUAGGGUCCAAAGCGAUAGUCAAAAAUUGAUUGAUAAGUGUCUUGUAACCUCGCUUUUGAAGGAGUUCAAGUCAUAGGAAGGGGGAAAUACAGAAGUAGGCAGGGAGUUCCAGAGUUUACCAGAGAAAGGGAUGAAUGAUUGAGAAUACUGGUUGACUCUUGUAUUGGAGAGGUGGAGAGAAUAGGGGUGAGAGAAAGAAAAAAAAAGUCUUGUGCAGCGAGGCUGCAAGAGGAGGGGAAGGAUGCAGUUAGCAAGUUCAGAAGAUCAGUUAGCACGAAAAUAGCAGCAGAAGAUAGCAAGAGAUGCAACAUGAGAAAUGAGAAAGAGACUGAAGACAGUCAGUUAGAGGAGAGGAUUUGAUGAAAUUAAAAGCUUUUGAUUCCACCCUGUCUAGAAGAGUGGUAUGAGUGGAACCCCCAUACAUGUGAAGCAUACUCCAUACAUGAAAGGAUAAGGCCUCUGUACAGAGUUAGCAGCUGGAAGGGUGAGACAGACUGGUGGAGAUGUCUCAGAACACCUAACUUCAUAGAUGUAAAUUUCCCACUAUUUUUUUUUUUUUUUUUUUUUUUUUUUUUUUUUUUUUUUUUUUUAUGUGACAUAAAAUCAUUUAUGUAAGUACUAUCCAGAUACUUUAAAUUUGACUGCAACUUGAAACUGCACUCUAAGAUUGACUGCAAGUGGAAUAUCAGGGCAUGGCAUGAACCUUGAAGCUAUGCCACUACAAAUAGUUCACCUAAGUGCCGGGCUAACCACAUAAGUAAGAAAAUCCUACAAGUUUGGUUUGGUUAUAAUAUUAAAGGAAAUAAGAUUUUUUUUUUUUUUUUUUUUUUUUACUUUGUAUAUAAUAUACAAUUUUUGAUGGUUACAGUAUUUAACUAAAACUUGUAGGGGGGAAAAAAGCAACUUUUCCGUCCAUCUCCAUUUUUAAUGCAGGGAAAAAAAUAACUUCCAUCCAUCUCCGUCCAUGUUUGUACCUUUUAAUAAAUUUUAAGCAUUA
Molecule: messenger RNA, 2278 nt
Organism: Scylla paramamosain (green mud crab)
Lineage: Eukaryota; Metazoa; Arthropoda; Malacostraca; Decapoda; Portunidae
Gene: cold
Exons: 4
Coding region: 249-689 (146 amino acids)
Source: RefSeq, a predicted model, not a curated record